Fusarium falciforme is the source of this 291-nucleotide messenger RNA. RefSeq names its product U6 snRNA-associated Sm-like protein LSm3. Gene Ontology annotation, cellular component: U6 snRNP; U4/U6 x U5 tri-snRNP complex; P-body. The transcript is spliced from 4 exons. The coding region runs from base 1 to 291 and encodes 96 amino acids. The record is from RefSeq and is a predicted model, not a curated record. NCBI's taxonomy places the organism in Eukaryota, Fungi, Ascomycota, Sordariomycetes, Hypocreales, Nectriaceae. Gene Ontology annotation, biological process: P-body assembly; mRNA splicing, via spliceosome. Gene Ontology annotation, molecular function: RNA binding.
AUGGCCGAUGUCGGUGAAGAAUCCCACCAUGUGUCGGAGCCCCUUGACCUCGUCAGGCUCCUGCUCAACGAGGUCGUCUUUGUGAAGCUUCGAGGAGACCGAGAACUCAAGGGAAAGCUGCAUGCUUACGAUAGUCACUGCAACCUGGUGCUGGGAGAGGUUGAGGAGACAAUCUACACAGUCGACGAGGAUGAUGAGGACGACGAGGUCAAGACCAUUAGCCGGAAAUCUGAAAUGCUCUUUGUGAGAGGUGAUAGUGUGGUCCUCAUUUCACCAGGAGUUCCUUUCUAG